Messenger RNA from Coffea eugenioides, 1780 nucleotides. RefSeq names its product cytochrome P450 77A2-like. The record is from RefSeq and is a predicted model, not a curated record. Gene Ontology annotation, molecular function: iron ion binding; oxidoreductase activity, acting on paired donors, with incorporation or reduction of molecular oxygen, NAD(P)H as one donor, and incorporation of one atom of oxygen; heme binding. Lineage: Eukaryota; Viridiplantae; Streptophyta; Magnoliopsida; Gentianales; Rubiaceae. Bases 80 to 1621 code for a protein of 513 amino acids. Gene Ontology annotation, cellular component: membrane. The transcript has a single exon.
UCCAACUUCCCUCAUUCUUCUCUUUCAAACACCAGUGGAUUUUCGUUGAAUAACCUUUAAGCUUUCUCCUGUCCCCGAAAUGGAUCCCCCCCUAUCAUCCUCAUCACUUUCACCUUACUAUAACAUCAUUUUCACAGCACUAGCUUUCUUUUUAUCGGGCCUGGUUUUCUUGUUAUCAAGCAAAUCAAAAUCCAAAAGGUUGAAUUUGCCUCCAGGACCGCCUGGAUGGCCUGUGGUUGGCAACCUCUUCCAAGUUGCUCGAUCAGGGAAACCUUUUUUUCAGUACGUGAGAGAUCUUUUGCCUAAAUACGGUCCAAUUUUCACUCUCAAGAUGGGCACUAGAACCAUGAUAAUCAUCACCAGUGCUGACUUGGUAUACGAAGCACUCAUCGAAAAGGGUCAAAUCUUUUCUAGCCGGCCUCGAGAGAAUCCUACCAGGACCAUCUUCAGCUGCAACAAAUUCACGGUCAAUGCUGCCCUUUACGGCCCUGUUUGGCGAUCCCUGCGGCGAAACAUGGUCCAGAAUAUGUUGAGUGCAACGCGGCUUAAGGGGUUCAAGGAUGCAAGAGAUAGCGCAAUGGAUAAACUGAUUGAAAGAAUUAAAUCCGAGGCUGAAGCCACCGACGGUGCUGUUUGGGUGCUGAAAAAUGCCCGAUUCGCGGUCUUCUGCAUACUAUUAUCUAUGUGUUUUGGGAUUGAAAUGGACGAAAAGAUGAUUGAUACGAUCGAUCAGAUGAUGAAGACUGUGUUGCUUGUUCUUGAUCCAAGGUUAGACGAUUAUCUCCCACUUCUAAGCCCAUUUUUCUCCAAGCAAAGAAAAAGAGUUCAAGAGGUCAGAAGAGAGCAAAUUGAGCUACUCGUCCCAUUCAUUGAAAAGAGGAGAAAUGCUAUUAAGAAUCCAGGAUCAGAUAAAACUGCAGCUUCAUUUUCCUACCUUGAUACAUUAUUUGAUCUUAAAAUUGAGGGUAGAAAAUCGGCUCCUUCUAAUCCUGAGCUCGUCACACUUUGCUCCGAGUUCUUGAAUGGCGGAACCGACACUACCGGGACGGCAAUUGAGUGGGCCAUAGCUAGGAUGGUCGAAAAUCCUGAUAUUCAGACAAAAUUAUACAAAGAGAUUAAAGGUGUAGUCGGUGAUAGGAAGGUUGAGGAGAAGGACAUGGAGCGCAUGCCGUACUUAAACGCCGUCGUUAAAGAGUUGUUACGUAAGCAUCCUCCCACGUACUUUUCCCUAACCCAUGCAGUAAUUGAGCCGGCCAAAUUAGGUGGGUAUGACAUUCCAACAGAUACAAAUGUGGAAAUUUUCUUGCCGACCAUCGCGGAGGAUCCAAAAUUGUGGUCCGACCCAGCGAAGUUUGACCCGGACCGAUUCCUCAGCGGUCGGGACGAUGCCGACAUAACCGGUGUCACCGGAGUGAAGAUGGUGCCGUUUGGAGUUGGCCGGAGGAUUUGUCCCGGGUUGGCCAUGGCUACGGUGCAUGUCAAUUUGAUGUUGGCCCGGAUGGUUCAAGAAUUCGAGUGGACCGCUUACCCGAAAGACAGUAAGGUGGAUUUUAGUGAGAAAUUGGAAUUUACAGUGGUGAUGAAGAAUACUCUAAGAGCCCACGUCAAGGCAAGGAUCUAAUGUAAUGUAAGAGAGGUUUUCUGCCAUGAGAUGUUAGGGUUUAUAUAGAUAUAUAAUUAUCUACUACUACAUAUAUUUCUUCAUACUUCUGCUGAAAGUUGGAUUUUCCUUUCUCCUUUUUUUUUUUUAAAAAAUAUAUAUAUAUCUUUUAAUACUGUA